AUGGCAGCCAAAUUAUCAGUUGACAGGAUCAAUGAAGACCUACUGACAUGUCCAGUUUGUUUCGAGCGGUAUAAACAACCCAAACUGUUACCAUGCCAACAUUCGUUCUGUGAGCAGUGUCUGGUGGAAUGGACAGACAAACAUGGCAGACUGGAGUGUCCCAACUGUAGACAAUGUCAUAAUACUGUGAGUAAUAUUCAACAACUCCCACCAAGUAUGGUAAUAAACGCUGUCAUAUCCAUUGUUGAAGAACAAGAAAGAAAGCAAAGUCAUGGAACAUGCCAUGGUUGUCAAGAAAACCCAACUACACAUAGGUGCAUAGACUGUGCUUUGGAUUUGUGUACAACGUGUACCAAAGUCCAUAAUAAAAUGCCGGUGAGUCAGCAUCAUCGUAGUGUCAGUGUUGUUGAGUUCCAACAAGCAAAAUCGAUAACAUUGCCUACACUCCACUGUACUGCUCAUGGAGAGAAGCCCUUUGAACUUUAUUGUGAAUCAUGCCAAGUGGCGAUAUGUAUGUUAUGUUUGAGGUCAGAGCACAAAGGUCAUGAAGUCGUUGACCUACAUGGAGCUGCAGAUCAAUUCUCUAAGGUGACAACAAAUCACCUCAAACUCUUGAAAGCGAAACAUAGGGAAAUCCAACAAAGCAGAACAAGUGCAGCAAAGCUAUCUAAAGAAUUAGAAAAUCAGCUGAAGCUACGAGAACAACAUGUAAAGAAACAUACUCAGGAAACCAUUGAGAAAUUGAUUAAAAUAUUAAAACAGGAAGAGAGAAGUCACCUGAGAAAAAUAAAUUUGGAGUAUAAUGGAAUAAAAGAAGCGAUCAACAGAGAGAUACAGCAGUACAACAUAAAUGAAGAACUAUUGUUGAGUACAGUAGCAUUCGUAGACAAUUUAUUACAAUAUAGCAGCUCUGCACAGCUGAUGAACACAAGCAAAGAAACAAUGAAUCGGCUGGAGAUUCUGAUGUCACUUAAUACAACUUUGGAGGAAAAGGUUGCUGAUAACUCACUUCCGCUAUUUUAUCCCAGUAAUAUCAUACUGCAAGGAUCGUUGGGAACUCUUACUGUUAAAUCAACUGUUUGUAGACCAGCUGGUUCGUCUGGUUUAAACCAGGACUGCAUCAUAACAGAACAACCGUGUGAAGAGGUUAUGUGCAAAAACGAUGAUGCUUUCCCAAAAGAUCAGAAGCCAAAUGACGUAGCAAAGGUACAAGACCAGCAUAUUGUUGAAAGACCAAUUUAUUGUAACAGUCAUACAACUGCAACACAGACAGGUACAUGUGGUGUACACCCACCAAUGACUUUAACUAAAUUACUUGGGGGACCAGGUAAUGAACCUGGGAUGUUUGAUUACCCAUUUGGAGUACAGGUUACUACUCAAAACAAAAUUGUAGUUGCGGACUACAGGAACAACAGAGUCCAAAUUAUCAAUCAGUUCGGUAAACCAGAGUUCAGCUUUCCAGUAAAGUCUCAGUCCUACUUGUCAUUUGGUAGUCUCCGCAGAGCUGAGCAAAAAAUCAGUCCCAUGGACGUAGCAGUGUCAUUGGACGAUAGAUAUUUCUUCACACAUGGAAUAGGUGAAAAGCGAGUGAUCGUAUGUAACAAAUUCGGUCGUGAAAUACAAGGUUUACAGAAUAAAGUGUUAAACCACCCAUGUGGUAUUGCUAUCAAUCAUAAUACUGGUAUUGUACAUGUGGUUGACAGAGGUUCAAAAUGCAUAAGACUAUACGAUGUUCAAGGGUGUGAUUACAUCACAUCAAUAGGCCAAUUUGAAGACCCACGUUUCAUAGCCAUUAAUAACAAAGGUAACUUGAUUGUAUCAGAUUUUGAUUGUAUUCACACUCUUACACCUGAGGGUGCCCCCAUGUUCACAUUCAGGGGUUGUCCAGAUGACCAGUUCCAAUACCCAUUCGGGGUGGCCACUGAUAAGAACGAUAAUAUCUACGUAUGUGACACAAGCGGACAUAGAGUCCAGAUGUUCUCAAGUGAAGGUGAUUUCAUAAGGAAUGUAUCGAGUGGUAGAGAUGCUUUGUCCUUCCCUAUCGGUGUAGCAACUACAACUCAUGAUGAGGUGGUUGUCACUGAUAGCACAAAUUUUGUUAAAGUAUUUUCGCCAAAUACUGAAUGGUGUAAAAAGUACAAAUUAUGCAACACAGGUCGAAGAGCAUAA
Molecule: messenger RNA, 2169 nt
Organism: Saccoglossus kowalevskii
Lineage: Eukaryota; Metazoa; Hemichordata; Enteropneusta; Harrimaniidae
Product: E3 ubiquitin-protein ligase TRIM71-like
Molecular function (GO): zinc ion binding; protein binding
Source: RefSeq, a predicted model, not a curated record